AGGUAACCUAUUUAAUUUGUCGUGAACCACACUAUUCAUUAUUGUUGCAGGUACAUUUCACUGCUACCGUGUUUUCUUCGCUUCAACACCGUAAACCAAAUUAUUAACUCAAAUCAGAAAUGGCUGAAAACAAAGCAGAUGCCCCUGAACUCCCAAUUAUGCUUUAUGUUAGGGAUGUAGAUGAUUUUUAUCAUUUCCGCUUCAAGAUCAAGAAAGAUACUCCUUUAAAAAGGCUGAUGAUAAGUUACUGCGAGAGAACUGGCUCAGAUAUGGAGAAAAUAUGUUUCCAGUUUGAAGGUAACCAAAUUCGGGAUGUAGAUACUGCAUCCUCAAUGGGGAUGGUAAAUGAUGAUACCAUUGAUGUCACCAAUGUAUUAAAUGGUUGAAAACUGUAAC
Rhopalosiphum maidis (corn leaf aphid) is the source of this 396-nucleotide messenger RNA. RefSeq names its product small ubiquitin-related modifier 2-A-like. The transcript is spliced from 3 exons. NCBI's taxonomy places the organism in Eukaryota, Metazoa, Arthropoda, Insecta, Hemiptera, Aphididae. Gene Ontology annotation, molecular function: ubiquitin-like protein ligase binding; protein tag activity. Gene Ontology annotation, cellular component: nucleus. The record is from RefSeq and is a predicted model, not a curated record. Gene Ontology annotation, biological process: protein sumoylation. The coding region runs from base 120 to 386 and encodes 88 amino acids.